Molecule: messenger RNA, 1521 nt
Organism: Phycomyces blakesleeanus NRRL 1555(-)
Lineage: Eukaryota; Fungi; Mucoromycota; Mucoromycetes; Mucorales; Phycomycetaceae
Exons: 6
Coding region: 1-1521 (506 amino acids)
Source: RefSeq, a predicted model, not a curated record
AUGAAGCAUCUGUUUUCUGAUGAAAACAAUAUUGCGAUUUCGUUGUCCAUGGACGGGUUCAACCCACACAAUGUACCUGGAUCAGAUGAUCCAAAUAGCAAUGCUUCCUGGUUGCACUGGUCUUUUCUUGAGCCAAUGUUGAGAGAUCUCUGUUUACUCCAGACAGAAAGCAUGGGAGUAAAGACACCGACAACAACGAUCAGGGCAAAGGUACAUGUCCUCAUGGCCACUGGCGAUAUUCCAGCUCUGGCAAAGCUGGCAUGCCAUGUUGGCCACACGAUGGGCCAAACUCCUAAACAUGACCAGUACUUCCGCAUGUUGCCUGGAACCCAGACGCGCUCACUGGAGAGUUUCAGAAACUACAAUCUGACAAGCAGUGAAGACAGAAAGGGGCUCAAUGACGAGAUGCAUGGUCUGUGCCACGGAAUCGGUAAACAGGUAUGGGGACUUGUAUGCAGAAAGUAUGGAAUCAAGCAUCCUCUAUGUCUUUCUCUUGCCACGCAAAGGGAGAUUGGUGCUGCAAUGGUAGCCGCAAAAUCCACAAUCCCUACAUCGUUGUAUGGUGCCUGGAGAGAUGUGACAAAGAAUGCUGGUUUCUUUAGAGCUGUGGAUUGGGCAGACUUUUUACUCUUUGUUGUCCCCACGUUGGUUGCAGAGUGUGUCCAGGACUUGGUUGCCCAAAAUGCAUUACUUGGCCUGGUUCAAACAUGCAAUUUACUCAUGAGCUGGGAUAAUCUUGUAGAAUGGAACUUAUUCCUAGAGAGUCUUCUUUCUACAGCAGAUAUUGACAUUAGUGUGUUCACAAUUAACCAGCACAUUAUUCAGCAUUAUCCUCAGAUGAUUGAUCUAUAUGGCCCACCAAGAGCGUAUAGUACACGAUCCAUGGAAAGAGCCAUUGGUGAGUACUCCAGAUCUAUCAAGAGUAACUCCCAAGUCAGUGUCAACGCUGGAAACAUUAUGAUCAGACUGGCACAAUCCCGGCAUGUAGCAGAACUGACAACCAUUGCAAACACAAAAACUCUACCAGCUAACCUUCUAGUUUACAGUGCAUAUACCAAUGGGUGGCCUGUUACAGAAGGAGGUGAUCCUGCCAAUGCUGAGUCUGAGAUUGAGUUCUGGGGGCCUUUGAAGAAUUUAACAAUUUUUGAUAGCUUUGAAGAUAGAUCUCAUCUUUCAUUGCUUCUUAAAACGUUUUAUGAUUUGAAGGGAGAAGAAUGUAGUAUGCUUGAGCCUUCCAUAAAGACAAGCCGCAAGACCUAUCUUAAUGGUUGUGUUCUUGAUGCUGCAUUCAACCAAAGUUCUACAAGAGAGGCAUGUCAUGUUCAUGUGCAGCUACAAGUGGACAUGAACUCCAGAAGAUCCUGCUCUUACUUAAAGCCAAAGACUAUAGUGAUUCAUGCCAGUGACAUUGUAGAGUUGGUUGGCUUGGUGCCAUCAAAUGUCAAUGGUAGCCAUUACAUCAUUUGGCCUAGCCUUAAACGUGGCCCAAAAUUGACACUUGGUGCCUUAAGUGAUAUAUAA